GAAUACAUUAUAUGAUAUUUUAACUAUACAACUAUGAACUAACUCUCGAAACAAUCUGAUGUAUAAUUUCAAGCUUUUACUCUACAACUAUAACACACGUAAAUAUUUUUUAAAAAUAUUUUCGUGUUUUUCGGAAUCCAGAUAAAUAACCGCACAGCAACAACACGCCAUGGAGCUGACUCAACGGUUGGAGAGUACACAACAAACAUUCGGAAAUACUUCUGAAAUACGGGGUCCUGAACAGAUUGGUUUUUUAGGAAUAUGUGGAACUAAGUAUCCAGUUGUGAAAGGGCCAAACAAGAUAGGUAGAGAUCCCCAAACAUGCAAUAUUGUUCUAAAUCUAAAUUCCAUAUCCCGUCAACAUGCUGUGCUCAAUGUAUUAAAUAAAAAUAAUUUCAUGCUGAUGGACCUUGAUUCAGCAAAUAAAACAAAACUGCAAGAUAAAACAUUGGAUCCUUACAUUCCCCAAGCAUUACAAAAUGGAGACACUGUACAGUUUGGUCAAGUAUUUGGUAUAUUUAGAUUACUGGAAGAUGAAACUGAUCUACCAAUGACACAAGCAUUAGAGAUCCCAGAAACACCUGUCUUAAAAAAGCAUGUAUCUAAAAUAAACUACACUGCUAUAAUACCAGAAUCGCCAGAAGUCAGUGAUAGGGACGACUCAUUUAUUACUCCGUCACAGCCACAAAUAGUUAGUAAACACUCAAAUAAUUUUGUUAAGCCAUCUGGAAAACCAAGUUUUAAUAAACCAGGUAGUCAAAAUGAUAAAAAUAAUGUUAACUGGAAUUCUUCAAAGAAAUCAGAAUCAUUUCAAUUUGAUUCUGGUCUUAAAACUGUACAAGUUGUGUCUGUUAAAUCAGAAGAUACCAUCAACCAAAAAGGAUUUCACAAAUUACAUACACAAAUUACUGAUGGAAGUAUUGACAAUAAUAAAAACAAUGUGUCUAUUUAUGAAGCUGAUACACAAUUACCUUAUGAAGAUAAACUGAACUUUUCUAAUCUUACAAAUGAAACUAAGGCUAAUGGUCACAAAGAUGUUCACGAUUUAGAUACGCAAAUUCCUGAUAACUGUAAUGACCCCUACGAAUACAAUGCCUCUGUUUUUAAAGCAAACACGAAAAUGCCUGAUGAUUUUUACGACAUGGAGACCCAAGUUCAUGUUACAGACAAUUUACCAAAUGUUUGUACAAUAGAGACAUCAGUGCAUAUGGAACUUGAUAUAAACAAAGAUAUUAGUAUAUUUGAUGCAGAAACACAGCAAUUUUUUAUAGAACCAAAACCAGAAAACCAAACUGUAAAUGAAAAAUGUAAAAGUCAUGAAGCCUCUGACGAUAUAAUUCUUUUUGAUGAAAUUAGUAGCCAGUCCAUAGAAGAUAAUUUGGAUUCGCAAGCUAUUUUGCCAUCUAGUCCAAAUGCGAACUUAAGUAACACUCCAGAAAACGUCCGAAAUGUUGCUAAUUGUGAUGAUUUUGAUAAUUUGCCGACACAAAUUAUUACUACUAACUCUUCCGAAAGAAAUGAAGAACACAUUGAUGAUAUAGACAUUUUACCAACUCAAAUAAUUUUAACACAAAACAAUACAACUAACGUAAAUCCCCUGGGAGUUUCUAACAUAACAGAUGCAGAAGAAGACAUAACCGACUGUGAAGAUAAUUUAGAACAAAACCACGAGUCUACAAAAGACAAAGACACAAAAUUCGAAGAUUUACAAACACAAAUAAUAUCAGAGGAUCUUGAAAAUGGAAAAUCUAGUGAUGCUUCAAACUGUAAUUAUGAAGACAUGUUAACACAGGUGAUAGUACCAGAAGAAGAUACAACACUUAAAUGCAAAGUCUUAAAACAAAUUAUAACUAUCAACGAUAACUUUAAAGUACCGAAACCUACACCACGAAAAGUUAAAAGACAAAUGAACCUAACAGAAUAUUUAAACAAACCAAAUCCCCUCAAAAAGAAACCUGCAGUUUCUGAAGACGACGAUCCAAACUAUUACGCAGCUACACAAGAUAUUAUAGGAGAUUUAUGUACACAAACAGAUCCCCAAAAUAUUACUAAAGACUUAAAUGAUCCAGGUGACGAAACUAAAAUCAAUGAAAUAAUUUCUGGUUUAUCCAGUCAAGAAGUAAGAGAGAUAGUUGGUGUAGAAAAAAAAUCAAAUCUUAAAACAUUUCCCAGUGACAGUUCAGAUUGUGAAACUACACCUUCUAAACCAUUUAAAUUUAUGUGUACUGAUUUACCAAAUAGUCAAGAAAUAAAAACUAGUAUUACUGCUCAAAGCAAGACCAUCACAGAUGUAUUAAGUGAUUCUGAAUCCGAAAAAGAGUCUGAAGAAGGCACGCCAAUAUUAUUUAAAAAGAAGAAGAAACUCAGUGAAGUUAAGCUAGACCUACUGCGGAAGUUCGAUGCCGACGACCUGCCUACUAGAAUUUCUAUGCGAGUAAAAAAACCCACUAAGAGAUUCUUGAACAGUUCUAAAAGUGUUAAUGAAACUAUACUGAAGUCGCAUUAUAUUCCAGAUCAAGAGGAAAACAUUGAUGCAGACAUAGUUACUGAAAAUAUCUUGCGCCUUAAAAGUGAAAAGACAAGAAAGUCAGCAGAUGCUUCCAAACUUAAUUUUACAAAGGAACCAGAAGAAAUUCCCAAACGAGAAAAAAGGAUAACAGGAAUCAAUACCGAAGAACCGACUACCUCAAAGGAAACUAAAGCAAAGAGAACCUCAAAAUCUAAAGAUGGCAAAGUUAGUGAGACAAUUAAAGUAAAAAUAGUUAAACCUACCAAGCGCGGACGACCAAAAACAGAUAAGGCCGAAGAAAAACCAGAGACAAGUGACGAUGGGGGCUCUAUUACACGACAAACACGAAGUCGUGAGUCCAAAGUAAAUCUGAAAGGGAUACUAAAGAGACGGAGUUCAUACAAUGAUAUAUCGAAUGGAGUAGAAACUGAACCGCUCAGGCGAAGUCGAAGGCGAAAAUGUACGAAGGACGGUGACGAGAGCGAAGUCUAUAGUUCGUCUAAUAAUUCACCUGGACUUAAAAGACAUGCGUUUGCUAAUGAUGAACUACCCGCUAAAAAACAUAGACCGGCGACCUCACUUGGACUGCUCACAAAUUUGAGAGCAACCUCAGGGAGAAGACAGAAAACCCACUAUGUACUAUUCACCGCAUUCCCCGCUAACGAAGUAAAAAGCCAAUUGGAGAGUUUAGGUGCAGUCCUUGUUACUGACGUAAAAGCAUGUACAGUAGUGUUGACGCUACAAAUAAAACGGACAUUUAAAUUAUUAUGUGCGGUGGGGCUUGGGAAGCCUAUAGUUGGGCGGCAGUGGGUUCAAGCCUGCAUCGAUAACAACGUUAUUGUCGAACCCUGGUACUACUUGAUUCAGGACGAAGUCUCCGAACAGAGGUUCAAUUUCAAACUGGAGCAAACGUUGCAGAGCAAAAGGAACUUUCUUAAAGGCCUAUACGUCUCUUGCACGCCUAGUGUUAUGCCUAACGCUCAGGAGAUGAAAUUGAUCGUAGAAUGUUCGGGAGGCAAGUGGAAGGAAGCUUUAGCUGCUCCCAAAUCAAAAUGGCUGGUUGUGUCGACACCCGUUGAUAAGGCAUUGUGGCCCGCUAUCAAGAAGAAAGGUGGUAUUAUCGUUUCUAACGAAUUUAUUCUCGAUGGAGUUUUAAAACAGACAUUAGAAAUUGAACAGAAUAGAUUGGAUUAAUUGCGCGGGCGCAGCGAAUGGGCUAGUUGACAAUGUUUUAUUAUUUCAGAUAGACGACCUGAUAGAUAUGACCUAUACAAAUUGUUUAUUUAUAAUUCUGUUAUGGUUUAAAGAAAUAAUUUAACAUUCAUAAUUCCAAAAAACCGCCAAAACAGUUAUGAUCCAAAAGGUGGCGUGGCGGUUAUGAUAUGCCCUGUAAACUUCAAGGUUUUCAUGUUAAUCCAUUAAUUAAUAUUAUAAAUAAUUUACGCAAAGUCACAUAUAUUAUGUUUCGAUUAAAAUCAAUCUACGACGAAGUUGAACUCCAAAACAGUGAUAGGAAGACAUUAUGUACAAGUGUGAUAUUGAUUAAUGUCAUCAUAUGACAGUCGGGUAUAAAUAUUUUUAAUUUUUUGAAAAAUAUAAGAUUUUCCCCUAUAACGUUGUUUAAAGCACUAGUAACACUUUGCAUACUGUCAAAAAGCCCAUCGGCAAUAUCUGUCAAACGUCAUUUUUUUGACAUUGAGUAUUUAUGAGAUGAUCAAUAGAAGUGUUUGAAUAUGUGAAAUGUCAGAGAGACAUGAAUAAAGAAUAUUCUUAUUA
Molecule: messenger RNA, 4285 nt
Organism: Pieris brassicae (large cabbage white)
Lineage: Eukaryota; Metazoa; Arthropoda; Insecta; Lepidoptera; Pieridae
Exons: 9
Coding region: 170-3703 (1177 amino acids)
Molecular function (GO): protein binding
Source: RefSeq, a predicted model, not a curated record